This is a messenger RNA of Myotis daubentonii (Daubenton's bat), 4659 nucleotides long. It is a transcript of the gene ZNF74, whose product is annotated as zinc finger protein 74. Bases 1271 to 3064 code for a protein of 597 amino acids. Gene Ontology annotation, biological process: regulation of transcription by RNA polymerase II. NCBI's taxonomy places the organism in Eukaryota, Metazoa, Chordata, Mammalia, Chiroptera, Vespertilionidae. The transcript has 4 exons. Gene Ontology annotation, cellular component: nucleus. Gene Ontology annotation, molecular function: DNA-binding transcription factor activity, RNA polymerase II-specific; RNA polymerase II cis-regulatory region sequence-specific DNA binding. The record is from RefSeq and is a predicted model, not a curated record.
AGAGGAAGGGAGAGGGAGAGAGAGAGAGAAACAUCAAUGAUGAGAGAGAACCAUGGAUCAGCUACCUCCUGCACGCCCCACACGGGAUGGAGCCUGCAACCCAGGCAUGUGCCCUGACCGGGAAUCGAACCCGGGACCCUGCAGUCUGCAGGCCGACGCUCUAUCCGCUGAGCCAAACAGGCCAGGGCUUUAAGCCAUUUUUAGAACUAAAGGUCAAACCCCUGUGACCCCAGAGGGGUCCCCACUUUUGCUGACUACCUGGUAAGCUCCUGGUAGGCAUGAGGCCUCUUCUCAAGGCUGACAGUCUGCGCCCCUCGCCUGACUUGGGUGCUGAUGUGGAUCCAGAGCUUCUCGAGGAGUCUGGUGGUCCCGGGAGCUUGGCCCCACACCAGACACUCCCCAGCAAAUGCUUAAAGGUGGGAACCAGACUUCCCUCCUUGGUUUAUUCUUCGCUCUUAUGUUUAACGUAAUUACAUCCCAGCUACGGCUUUCCAGGCAGCCAUGGCACCAGCAUCUUGAAAAAGAGCAGUUAGUCUGCUGCCUGAGGGCAGAGCUGUGGCGGCCUUGAGAGCUUAUUGUCUGACCCGGUGGGAUGCGGGGAGGGGGGAGCAUGAGUGUGGAGACUGGGGGCCACAGCUGGAGGCUCAGGGCGGGUGAGGAGCCCCGGGUGGUAGAGGCCUAGGAUUUGAGGGCUGAGUACUGGUGGAGUCAUUAGGGGCAUUUGUGACACUUGGAACCAGAGUGACCGGCUUUGGAGGCGGAUGGGCCAGGACUCAGGCCUAGGAGGGCAGGGAGCAGAGGUCAGUAGGAAGGAGGGAGGGGCAGGCAGGAAGGACAUGGAAUGGCUCCUUCGGUUUCCUGGCUCGGAACUUGCUGAUAAGCACAGGGUUUGCUUCCUUAGGGUCAGCCUUUGGCAGCGGUGAGAUUUGCACGGGGUUUCUGGGUUCUUUGUGUUAUUCUUUCAAGUUCUCUAAGUUUGACCUUCUUACCCAGAACUCCUCACAGCAGCUUUCUGUCCGUCGUGGCAGGCACAGGGGCUGCCCAGUUAGCCGGGCCCUCUGGGUCCGGAAAGCCAGGUCCAGAUGGCGAUUCCUGGCCCAGCUGUGGUGUGUACGUGGGACUGUAUGACAGAUGACGUCUAAGCACAACCUUCCAGGCUUGGGAGAAGGUCACCAAGGAACCGGUGACUUUCAGGGAUGUGGCCGUAGACUUCACCCAGGAGGAGUGGGGGCAGCUGGACUCUCCUCAGAGGGCCCUGUACCGGGACGUGAUGCUGGAGAACUACCAGAACCUUCUUGCCCUGGCAGGGCCUCCGGUCUGUAAGCCAGAAGUGAUCUCCCAUCUGGAACGAGGCGAAGAGCCAUGGCAGGUGCCCAGAGAAGUCCCGGGAGGGGCUCGUCCAGAGCCAGAGCCCCGGCCUGAGGGGAAGGAGCUGUGUCAGCCGCAGGGCAGCCACAAGGAAGAGCCAGCACCGGAGUCGGUGGUGGAGGGGCCGCUGAGGUCCUGUCUCCACAGCCUCGGUCCAGGCGCCGGGUGGGCCUGGGAGGGCCCGGCGGCCGCUCUGUCGAGAGGUGAGGCCGUGCUCUGGAGGUGCGGGCCCCCCGGCUGUGGGGAGAGUUCCACAGAGGAGCAGCGGCCGGGACACGGGGCGUCUGUGGAGGCUUUGCCCCUCGGAUGCCCCCUCUCCACCCAGCAGAGCACAGGGUCUCUCAUUCCUACAGAGCGAGGGUCUCCUCACGGACGCACCGAGAACCGCCCGUCCCGGGGGGCUGUCUCCCAGCACCCGAGGCUGUCCCCCGGCCCGGGGAGAAACGGCUGCCAGGCCAGUGAACACAGGACGCCCCCCGCCCACAGGCGCCCGAGCGCGGGGGCCGGGGAGGGGCUCUUCGCGUGUGGCCAGUGCGGGAAGGCCUUCCGCCAGCGCUCGGCCCUCAGCCUGCACCAGCGCUGGCACGCCCGGGAGAAGGCCUACCGGUGCAGCGAGUGCGGCAAGGCCUUCACCUGGCGGACCAACCUCCUGGAGCACCAGAGGAGCCACACCGGGGAGAAGCCCUUCCUCUGCGGCGAGUGCGGGAAGGCCUUCAGCUGCCACUCGUCGCUGAACGUGCACCACCGGACGCACACCGGCGAGCGGCCCUACAAGUGCACGGGCUGCGAGAAGGCCUUCAGCUGCAGCUCGCUGCUCAGCAUGCACCGCAGGGUGCACACCGGGGAGAAGCCCUACAAGUGCGGCGAGUGCGGCAAGGCCUUCAACCAGAGGACGCACCUGACCCGGCACCACCGCAUCCACACGGGGGAGAAGCCGUACAAGUGCGGCGAGUGCGGCAAGGCCUUCACCUGCCACUCGUCCCUGACCGUGCACGAGAAGAUCCACAACGGCGACAAGCCCUUCAAAUGCAGCGACUGCGCGAAGGCCUUCAACAGCCGGUCGCGCCUCACCCUCCACCAGCGGAUCCACACGGGCGAGAAGCCCUUCACGUGCGGGGACUGCGGAAAGGGCUUCAUCUGCCACUCCUACCUGGUCGUGCACCAGCGGGUCCACAGCGGGGAGAAGCCCUUCAAGUGCAACGAGUGUGGGAAGGCCUUCAGCUCCCACUCCUACCUCAUCGUGCACCAGCGGGUCCACACGGGGGAGAAGCCGUUCGACUGCAGUCGGUGCUGGAAGGCCUUCAGCUGCCAGUCGUCCCUCAUCGUGCACCAGCGGAUCCACACGGGCGAGAAGCCCUAUAAGUGCGGCCAGUGCGGCCGGGCGUUCAGCCAGAACCACUGUCUCAUUAAACACCAGAAAACCCACUCUGGGGAGAAGCCGUUUAAAUGUAACGAGUGUGGCGAAGCGUUCAGCUGGAGCACCCACCUCGCUGAGCACCAGAGGACACACCGCGAGGAGAAGCCCUUUGCCAUCCAGCUCAACAAGCGUCUGCUGAGCACAUACUGUGUUCCCAGCGGCCUGCUGGGUGCCGGCGGCUUGGACCCCGUAGACUCCCUGGAGGUGGCAGAGCUCCUGUGUGUGGUGCAGCCCUCCGCCAGCAGGAACUUGCCCCUGGGCAGCAAACCUGGGAAGUAGCGUGUUGUGCUUGUCACCUGGCCGCUUCCCCGGGGAACGGGGAGCACAGGGACUCCUGUAUGUGCGCAGCAGACCCCUCCCCGGAGCGCCCCGCCGUCCCGGAGAAGGGAUGCCCUGUGGGGAGUCGGGUUGAUGUCCCAGGGUCCUGCUUCCUCUGGUGGGUUUGGGAGUCACUGACCAGGGGAUUAGGUCUUUCCUGCAGAUAAAAGGUCUGUCAAUCAUGUCCUCAGGCUCCUGGCAUGACUUAGAUCAAGAUUUUCAUCUGUGGACUGAUAUUUAGAAUAACAGGAAGAAUUUUUAAAACCAGAAUUAUGAACAGUAGUGCCUCCAAGCAAACAUUAUUGUAUUGCUGGCAAGGAGGAUGCUCUUAGAGGCGGGAGUCUGGGGACAAGCGGGUUUCCUGGACUCACCUCACAAGUGGCUCCUCCCAGAGUCCUUCGCUAGAGGCCGCACCCACGUCCCCGAAGCACAGUCAGCAUCAGACGUGCCGGCCCCGCACCUGGGCACCGGGUCCACGGUGGCAGGCGGAGCCCGGUGGGUCGGGGAGGGUGGGUGCAGUGUCCGGGUAGAUGGGCCUAGAAGCGCACCUUCCCCCCAGGCUGGGGCUGCCUGCCGGGCCUCCCCUCACACCACGAGGCUCAGCUCAGCCGUGCCACCCCGAGGGAGAAGCCCCCAGACCAUCUCCACGUUCCCGGCAGGGACAGGACCGUGUUCAUCUGGAAUUAAUGUUCUUUCUACUCAGUUCUCAGCAAGUACAAGAGGCCUUCUCCGUGGUAAUACUUGACAUUUGUAUAGAGCACUCUAGUUUAUGAAAUGCUUUUUCUUAUACUUUCUAAAUUAUGGAGGCAAGAUAACCACAUUUCAGCGAAUGUGGAAUAAAUGAGAGAAAACACCCAUAAUUCUUAAUAAAGCUGCAUUUCGCACUUUGAUACAUUAUUUCUGUUUUCAUCACUUUAAACAUAGUAGGUAUGUCAUUUUAAUCCCCCCCCCCCACUCCCGCUUAGCUGCAUAGAAUUUUUUCCCAAGUGACUGCACUGUCUGUGGAGUCAUAAUUCUAAGUGGAAGCAUAGUAUUCUAUUAGUCUUUUGUUGGCUGUUGAGGUUAUUUCUAUUUUUUUCACUAUUAUAAACCAUUCUUCAUGGAGCAUUUUUGGGUUAUACUUUAGCAUUUUCGUAGAGCAGAUUUCUAGAAGUGAAAUUUUUUAGAUGAACGAAAUGAGUAGCUUAAGGAAUCAUCUCAGGAUGUUUUUGGUUGUGUGUUUGCGAAGUAAUACGUUUCCUUACCAAGGAACCAAUCAGUAGGAACGUCCUUGCCCGUCAUCUGGACACAGGCACUGUUCAGAGUGGACGUCAGACGGUCUUUGUUCAGGGCACGGUGACGACACAGCGAUGAGCCUGGGCACCUGUGCGCCAUCGCCUGCCUCCGAGUGUCUGUGAGCUGGCCUGGCGUCGUGCGGUCCCCGGGGACACCUGGCAGUCAGAGGCCCUUCUCCGUGACAAAUAGGAAAAGUUCUACAUCACAUCUGCACCGGGAAAACACAAACAACAGUCUAGGCUUGAUUCAUGAUUAUCAUCCUAAUUUUUCUCUCUUUUUUU